Messenger RNA from Cotesia congregata, 1011 nucleotides. The record is from the annotation of a GenBank genome assembly. NCBI's taxonomy places the organism in Eukaryota, Metazoa, Arthropoda, Insecta, Hymenoptera, Braconidae.
AUGCCGCUCUUUGGAAAAUCCCAAAAAAGUCCUGCUGAAGUUGUGAAGGCUUUGAAGGAAGCCGUCAACGCUCUUGAGCGUGGAGAUAAAAAAGUUGAAAAGGCGCAAGAAGAUGUAAGCAAAAAUUUGGUUCACAUUAAAAAUAUGCUGUACGGUACUGCUGAAACAGAGCCUCAAGCUGAUAUUGUUGUGGCACAACUUGCACAAGAAUUGUACAACAGUAAUUUAUUGCUCUUACUUGUACAAAAUUUAAGUCGCAUCGAUUUUGAGGGCAAGAAAGAUGUUGCUCAAGUAUUCAAUAAUAUUUUACGAAGACAAAUCGGCACCAGAUCACCAACAGUCGAGUAUAUUUGCACGAAACCUGAGAUACUGUUUACACUUAUGUCUGGAUAUGAGCAUCAAGAUAUAGCAUUAAACUGCGGAACAAUGUUGAGAGAGUGUGCACGAUAUGAAGCAUUGGCUAAAAUAAUGAUUUAUUCCGAUGAUUUUUAUAAUUUUUUUAGAUAUGUCGAAGUAUCUACAUUCGAUAUUGCAUCAGAUGCCUUUUCUACUUUUAAGGAAUUAUUAACGAGGCAUAAAAUAUUGAGUGCUGAAUUUUUAGAAGCCAAUUAUGACAAAGUUUUUUCACAUUAUCAAAGGCUAUUGAAUUCCGAAAACUACGUAACUCGCCGACAGAGUUUAAAACUUCUUGGUGAAUUGUUAUUGGACAGACACAAUUUUACUGUCAUGACCCAGUAUAUAUCAAAUCCAGAUAAUUUAAAGCUUAUGAUGAACAUGUUGAAAGAAAAAUCACGUAAUAUACAAUUUGAGGCCUUCCACGUAUUCAAGGUAUUCGUUGCUAAUCCAAAUAAACCGAAGCCAAUAUUGGACAUUUUACUACGUAAUCAGGAAAAAUUAAUUGAAUUUUUAACGCGCUUCCACACCGAUCGAUCAGAGGAUGAACAGUUUAACGAUGAAAAGGCAUAUUUGAUUAAGCAGAUUAAAGAGUUAAAGUCUGUACAUGAAAAUUAA